This is a messenger RNA of Pararge aegeria (speckled wood butterfly), 1831 nucleotides long. RefSeq names its product methylosome subunit pICln (gene icln). Gene Ontology annotation, biological process: mRNA cis splicing, via spliceosome. The record is from RefSeq and is a predicted model, not a curated record. The transcript has 6 exons. Gene Ontology annotation, cellular component: cytosol; spliceosomal complex. NCBI's taxonomy places the organism in Eukaryota, Metazoa, Arthropoda, Insecta, Lepidoptera, Nymphalidae. The coding region runs from base 139 to 771 and encodes 210 amino acids.
UUUCUUUUCGCAUUUUUUCACAACUUAAAACGUGUUUAGCGAAAUCUGUUUGUUUGUAAAAUUAUCUUGAAAGCCGCCUAAUUACUAUAAGAAUUUGUGCAAUUAGCGAAGUCGAUUAAAUAUUAUCAACCGUUAAAAAUGGUUGUUCUGUCUUCUUCGUUUGCGGCCCCUGUCGAGGGUGUGUUACAUGAAACUCCGUUGACAAAAUUACUUGUUAACGACCAGGAAUUGGGUACAGCCACUUUGUAUAUAACUGAACACAAUGUGGUUUGGGGUGGUGGGGUCAGUGCAUCGGGUGGUGCCUCCCCAACAAUAUCUCUGCUGUACCCAACCAUAUCCCUACAUGCAGUGCAGAGAGAACCAAUGUCGGCCUUGUACAUGGUCUUGAAUUAUGAACUUAGGUUACCAGAGUUGGCUCAGCAAGAUGGUGAUGCGCAGAAUGAAGAGGAUGAUGACGAUGAUGAUUUUGAUGCAGACCACCAACCAAUCACACAACUGCGGUUCAUUCCACAAAAUGAGGCAGACCUGAACCCCAUGUACUCAGCAAUGAGCCAGGGUCAGGCAUUGCAUCCCGACCCCAUUGACGAGGUUGAUGAUGAGGACUCUUACAUGGACGGUGAAGAGUUUGACGAUGGCGAUGAAGAGUUUGAGGACGCGGAGGAAAGCAACGGUGCUCCUGAUGAAGCGGCUGCCAGGCUAAGACAGCUCCGACUGGAGAACAGCAAUGGACCUCACUAUGAAGAUUGUGAAGACGCAGAGGCUGCGGAGUGAUAGCGUUCUGUGUAAAUUAUAAGUUUUUCGCUGUAAUUCAUUUGGCCGCUCGAAGCAAGCGUUAUAUUCUCACUUCCCUCUGGGGAUUCCGUUUAUUGUGUUAUUUGCAUGCCGGCUACCGGUUGUUUGCUAACAGAUGACGCCACUGACGUGUCGAAAUAGUUCCAGGCCUUCGACACAGCGCCACUUGCGACUUUUCACAGACAACAUAGUAGUUGUUUUUUUUCUUUACUCCAAAUUGGCGCCACUAGCGAGUGGUAGCUUUCGUAAGUCGUUUUAAAAUUGGCGCCGUUUGCGACUGGUAACUUCCGUAACUUGUUUUUGGCUAUGAAAAUUGCACCAAUCACGAGUAAGAUAACUUUCGUAACUUUUUACUGCGCUAGUAGAUGGCGCCACUCACGAUUGAAGUACUUUUGAAACACCUUGGCCAAAGCAACGCCAGCUUCUCUCUAACUUUGUUUUAUAUUUUUUCAUGCCUUCUGUAACCUCGAGUGGCGCCGCCUGGUGGUAAAUUAAAACCCGGUAGCCAUAAUUUCGUACUGAAUUUAAUUUUAGGUUAUUAAAUGCAUGGUAUACAUCAGACAGUGUAUAUCGUUGUAAUCAUAGAAAACAGAAAAAAAAAAACAUACGGCUUUUGUACGAAGAAGUCUAUCACCCGUGAACCCUUGCAGGCGUCAUGUUAAGACAUAAUUCGACGGUAACCGUAUAUUCUGAUCUAUCACUAAUAAUGCCACGUUUGUAGAUUUUAUUGUGAUAACGAAACCGCGUAUUGAAAUCACCAGUAUUAGACACUCAAGAGUGUGAGAUUUUCAACCUUUCCUUCGGUAACUUAUUCGACUACAGUAACAUAAGUAUACGUAGGUAGAAAAUCGCACUUCUUACUUUACCUUAUUAUGAUAAAAUCUAAUAGGUAAUAAUACCAUAGAUUCUGCAGAGCUGUUAAUUAAUUAUUUGAUAUUAGGAAAUUAAAAUAGAACCUGCUUCAACAGCGAGGGAAAACAUCGUGAGGUAACCUACAUGCCUGAGAGUUCUCCGUACUGUUCUCCAAGGUGUGUGGAGU